CCACACAAGUCCCUCCCUCUCCGCCGCAGCUCUCCCAGCCCUCAGACUGAAUCUUUAUCUUCCCUCUUUCGAUUCCCAGCCACGGCGACCAGUGAUUUAAACUGUCUUUUUCGUUGCGCGGUGAAAGGUUGCGUUUAUCCGCGCUUUUCCCGGCGGGCAACAAAUAGAGCAGUUAAUACGUAGAAAACAAGAUUGAAAACCAAACAAAACUUGGAUCUGUUGCGUUUGCGUUCCGUAACCAAAGCGGAACAUUCCUCGAUCUCUCUUGUGAUUAUUUCCUCUUUUCUCUGGACGAGAAAAAGCUGUUGGAUUGGUUCGAGCAGACGGGCUUCUUACUUCUCAGCGGCGUGAUAUAAGAAGUUUAUAUACGUUUUUAGCCUAAACGCGGAGGUCACAUUCUACAUGUAGGAAAAGCGACCAAUUCCAUCCUGCUGGUUGACUGGCACCAAUUCUAAAGUUAGUUUCCAGAUGCAGAGUAAACAAACACGGGUUGUACGCGAAGAAAGACAUUGCCUAUCCGCGCAAGCGUUUACUUACAGACGUUUUGCGUCUUUCUUCAUUGGGAGUUUUGAGGAGAAGGCUUGUUUUUGAGGAGCAGAGCUUGUUUCUCGAUGCACUGAAUGAGGAGGAACGCCCCAUGUGCGGCUUUCACUCUUUCUGACAACCCUUCAGACCCAAGUUUCUCUGUGGUACAUCUUGAGUACAAUACAUCCCUUUAAUGCCUUGCUGCUGCGGUAACAUGUCUGACCUGGAUCAUCCCCUUCAGAAACGCUUCCUCUGAUGCUCGUUCACUCUCAAAACAGUACUGCUCAACGUCCCGGCAAACGCACAGAAAGACUCUUGGAACUUGUGAACACUGUAUCACCUACCUGAAGCAUUCCUUCAUCACCCAGGCUUACGUUUACAAGUGGAUUGAUCCGAAGUCUCACGUUCUGAGGCGUGACUGAAACUCAGCGAGUCAAAAUGGCUAACAACACUGCAGACCAUCCGCCGGGGAACUCGGUCGCCGAGGUCGACCACGAAGGCGACUUUGGCUGCACGACGAUGCAGCUCCGUGAGCUGAUGGAGCUCCGCAGUGGCGAGGCGGUCAACAAGAUUGCAGAAUGCUACGGAGACGUGCAAGGGAUCUGCCGCAGGCUCAAGACCUCACCUGUCGAGGGCCUCUCUGGUAACCCUGCUGAUUUGGAAAAGCGUCACACGGCGUUCGGUAAAAACUUCAUCCCCCCCAAGAAGCCCAAGACCUUUCUGCAGUUGGUAUGGGAGGCCCUGCAGGAUGUCACCCUCAUUAUUCUGGAGGUGGCAGCCAUUAUUUCUCUCGGCCUGUCCUUCUACCACCCACAAGGGGAAGGCAGCGACAACUGUGGCCAAGCAUCUGGGGGUGUUGAGGAUGAGGGCGAGGCCCAGGCAGGCUGGAUCGAAGGUGCUGCCAUCUUGUUCUCGGUCAUUAUCGUUGUGCUGGUGACCGCCUUCAACGAUUGGAGUAAAGAAAAGCAGUUCCGUGGGCUGCAGAGCCGCAUCGAGCAGGAACAGAAGUUCACGGUCAUCCGCAAGGGUCAGGUCAUCCAGAUCCCAGUGGCUGAAAUCGUUGUGGGAGAUAUUGCACAAAUCAAAUACGGUGACCUUCUCCCAGCUGAUGGUAUCUUGAUCCAGGGUAAUGACCUGAAGAUUGAUGAAAGCUCUCUGACUGGGGAGUCCGAUCAUGUCCGCAAAUCUCUGGAGAAGGAUCCUAUGCUCCUUUCUGGAACUCACGUGAUGGAGGGAUCUGGCCGAAUGGUGGUCAGUGCCGUGGGCCUGAAUUCUCAGACUGGAAUCAUUUUCACCCUUUUGGGCGCCGGCGAUGAGGAGAAGAAGGUGAAGAAAGGUAAAAAACAAGGACCCCCUGAAAAUCGCAACAAAGCUAAGACCCAGGAUGGCAUUGCUUUGGAGAUCCAACCGCUGAAGAGUGAGGAAGGUGCGGAGUCAGAGGAGAAGGAGGAGAAAGAAGAAAAGGAGAAAAAGAAGGUCAACGUCACCAAGAAAGAAAAGUCGGUCCUGCAGGGCAAGCUGACCAGGCUAGCUGUCCAGAUUGGAAAAGCAGGUCUCAUCAUGUCUGCUGUGACCGUCAUCAUCCUCAUCCUUUUCUUUGUCAUUGAUACAUUUGGCGUCCAGGGCCGCGAGUGGACAGCAGAGUGCACUCCAAUCUACAUUCAAUACUUUGUGAAGUUUUUCAUUAUUGGCGUGACCGUGCUGGUGGUAGCCGUGCCUGAGGGGCUGCCUCUAGCUGUCACUAUCUCCCUGGCUUAUUCCGUCAAGAAAAUGAUGAAAGACAACAACCUGGUGAGGCACCUGGAUGCCUGUGAGACCAUGGGUAAUGCCACUGCCAUCUGCUCUGACAAAACUGGAACGCUAACUAUGAAUCGCAUGACAGUGGUGCAGGCUUUCAUGGGUGACACACACUAUAAAAGCAUUCCUGAAUCAGAGGCCAUUAAUCCAGAGACUCUUGAGCUACUGGUGAACAGCAUCUCCAUAAACUCAGCCUACACUACCAAGAUCCUGCCUUCUGAGAAGGAGGGAGGUCUGCCAAGGCACGUGGGUAAUAAGACAGAGUGUGCCCUUCUUGGUCUGGUGUUGGAGCUGAAGAGAGACUAUCAGCCUAUUAGAGAUGAGGUUCCUGAGGAGAAACUUUAUAAGGUUUACACAUUCAACUCCUCCCGGAAGAGCAUGAGCACUGUACUAAAGAACACCAGUGGUCCCGGCUUCCGAAUGUACAGCAAAGGCGCCUCUGAGAUUGUCCUGCGCAAGUGUUCCCAUAUCCUUGAUGCUUCAGGCCAGUCACGUGUCUUCAAGGCCAAAGAUCGGGAUGAGAUGGUGCGGAAAGUGAUCGAGCCAAUGGCCUGUGACGGGUUAAGGACCAUUUGCAUAGCCAUGAGGGAAUUCACAACAGAGCCAGACUGGGACAACGAGGCUGACAUUCUGAAUAACCUGACCUGCAUCUGUGUUGUGGGAAUUGAAGACCCUGUUCGUCCUGAGGUUCCUGAGGCUAUCUCUAAAUGUCAGCGAGCAGGCAUCACUGUCCGUAUGGUCACUGGAGACAACAUCAACACAGCCCGCGCCAUCGCCACCAAAUGUGGAAUCCUGCAGCCUGGAGAGGACUUCCUGUGCCUGGAAGGCAAAGACUUCAACCAGCAGAUUCGCAAUGACAAAGGAGAGGUUGAACAAGAGCGUCUUGACAAGGUCUGGCCCAAACUGCGUGUUCUGGCUCGUUCCUCGCCAACAGACAAACACACUCUGGUUAAAGGCAUCAUUGACAGCACAGUUGGAGAAACCAGACAGGUGGUGGCUGUGACUGGAGACGGCACUAACGACGGUCCUGCCCUUAAAAAAGCAGAUGUUGGCUUUGCUAUGGGUAUUGCGGGCACAGAUGUCGCAAAGGAGGCCUCUGACAUCAUCCUUACCGAUGACAACUUUACCAGUAUCGUCAAAGCUGUGAUGUGGGGGCGCAAUGUCUACGACAGCAUCUCCAAGUUUCUGCAGUUUCAGUUGACUGUCAAUGUGGUGGCAGUGAUUGUUGCUUUCACUGGGGCCUGCAUCACACAGGACUCUCCACUUAAAGCCGUUCAGAUGUUGUGGGUAAAUCUGAUUAUGGAUACACUGGCAUCUUUGGCUCUGGCGACGGAACCCCCAACAGAAGCGCUCCUGCUGAGAAAACCUUACGGACGAAACAAGCCACUCAUUUCCAGGACUAUGAUGAAGAACAUCUUGGGUCAUGCUGUUUACCAACUUAUCAUCACAUUUACUCUUCUCUUUGCUGGUGAAAAAAUCUUUAACAUUGAUAGCGGCCGCAACUCCCCUCUGCACUCCCCACCAUCCGAACACUACACCAUAAUCUUCAACGUCUUCGUCAUGAUGCAGCUUUUCAAUGAGAUCAAUGCCCGCAAAAUCCACGGAGAGAGGAACGUGUUUGAGGGAAUUUACAGGAACCCCAUUUUCUGCUGCGUUGUUCUGGGAACCUUUGCUCUGCAGAUAAUCAUAGUGCAGUUUGGAGGGAAGCCGUUCUCUUGCACGGCCCUCACCAUCGAUCAGUGGCUCUGGUGUGUCUUCAUAGGAGUUGGUGAGCUGCUUUGGGGCCAGUUCAUCUCUGCUGUCCCCACACACCGCCUCAAAUUCUUGAAGGAGGCUGGUCAUGGCAUCCCCAAAGAGGACAUCCCCGAGGAGGUACUAACUGAAGGUGCGGAUGAAAUUGACCAUGCUGAGAUGGAGAUGCGCAGAGGACAGAUCCUAUGGUUCAGAGGACUCAACCGCAUCCAGACUCAGAUUAAGGUGGUGAACGCAUUCCGCAGCUCCUUAUACGAGGGCCUAGAGAAGCCAGAAUCCAGAAGCUCCAUCCAUAACUUCAUGUCCCACCCUGAGUUUGUACCCCUCUCCGAGGAGGAACCCCGCGUCCCCACGAUAGACGAGGGCUGUGUAGAGAUUGAGCACCUCCCCUCCUCUUCCAGAAACGGAGGUGGCGGCGAACCCCCGGACCGCUCUCUUCACAGCCAUGAAUUCACCGUGUGACCCUCCCAUCAUUCUCCAGUGCAACUGCCCCAAAAUAAUCAUAUAUUUUGUUUUGUUUUAUUGUGUUUUUAAAACCUGUGCACCACUCCUCCGGUGGAGCCCUGCUGAUGCACAUCUGAGAGACAGCAGCACUUACAGCGGCCAAUGGGGCGACUACGAUCCCUUUCGCCUCUCCUCCAUCCUCCCCACCCCUCUGCCCCUAUCAACUUGCACUGUGUCGGCGAAAGCAGCGCUCUGUAAGUACAUGCGGCUGUGCUGCAGCCCAUGUGACGUAUUGCCUAACUUACACACUAGAGGGUGACACUGUGGCAAAUGUCCUCUCUCAGCCUGUCACUGGCAUCUCUUCUACAGUUGUGAUUUUUCUCAUUUUUAUAUUGUCACGUCUCUGGUCUUGUGUAAUGCUGUAAUCAUUUUUGUUAUUUGUCCCAGGACUCUGUUACAUAGCUUUUGUUUUGUUUUUUUGCUGAUACAGCCGAUUAUAUUCAUGCACUCAGUUGCUGUUUGAAUAGAUUUCUCUCUUUUUUUCUCUCUCUUGAUUUGCUCUGUUUUAAGGUGGAUUGAAAAACAUGGCAGUGAAGCUACCUAUGUUCUUUUAGUUUUUAAAAUGAUUUUAUGCUCUAAUGGAUGUUUUAAGUAGUUCAGACACACUACAUGUCAUGUUUUCAGAGGUUAUCAUACAAUGCUGUUUGGCUCAUUUUGGGUUUCCUGUCACUUUAUAUGUACAGAUGUAAGGCUGCUAUAGUGAACAUUAGCAGAAUAAAAGACUAUAAUAAACUUAUUUGAUAGCUAAGUUAAGAAUACCUGAUUGGCUCUUAAGGGGGCAGGGAGGGUCAUCUUACACAUCAUCUCAUCGAAAUCACACCCAAUGGGCAUCUCUAGUCUCUUGUUAAUGCUCAUUUGCCUCGAAACAAAUGCCCAGCUAAUUGACCAAGUACUUUAUCGAAGGUACAGCACCUCAUCAUAGUGUGCAUGUAUCUGUCUUUAGGUUCAUCUGUGUCUGAUUGUAUGGGAAUGGUAAUUGUAAUACUAAUCUUUAUGGGAUAAUGACUAAUGAAUAGGAUUUUCCUUUCUUGUUUCCUCUUUCAGAAAAAAAAUGCUAUAGAAAUUAUUCUGUAUGUGUGUACUUUCAAAUCCAGUCUUUUUCUCAUCUCAGCUCUGCAGUUAGGUGUUCUCCUUGUUAUCUAACAUCAGGCUGUGCUCCACAUAAGCUCCAAGUUAAGCAGACGCCACUAGUAGAGCUCCAAAAUCCCAUCCCUGAAUUUAGCCUGUGAGGGUAAGGAUACUGCAUGUAGUAAGCAUGCUUUUGCCAUUUAAAACAAAAAAAGAGAAAGAAAACACUUAAACACACAAAAGCAUGCGGCAAGGGCCUCUGUUGGACCCUGUGAGCUCUGUUGAAACUUGGAUGACAAACUAGAUUGGACUGUUUUCAUAAGAGUGCGGCCUCAAUGACAUGUGCUUUUUAUUAGCCGAAACAUACUACUGCCAUAGACCGACCUUCCGCUCAUACCAAUUGAUGGAUUCCUCAAAUUACACCUUUUUCUACUUGCUCAGAGCCAUAUUUUAUAGAUUGUUCUUUUAUAUCCCACCGUUUUUGCAGUUUAUUUUGUAUUUCCAACCAAAUUCUAAAAACACACACAGAGUCACUGCCUAAAGAAAAAAGGAAAAAACCCUAGAUGGACCACUUUAAUGUUUACGGAAAGGUUCCACAGCAGUCGGGUGAAGCUGCACUUCCCCCUACUGGCAGUUUUUGUUAUUUCACUUAAGUGGAAAAUGGUAUGUUAUUGUGGGUAAGCAUGCAUGAAUUUCAUAUAAAACUCAAUGCUUUGUUCCUUUUUUUACAAUUGUUCUGUAUUUUUAUAUUAAGUACUUUUUAAUAUUUUGGAAAAAUAUAUAAAUAUAGGUGUAUAGGCCAGAGAGUUUGGUGACAUGACAAAUUAGCAAAAUAAGCAGUUUAGUAUAUAUAUAUAUAUAUAUAUAUAUAUAUAUAUAUAUAUACUGUAUAUGCGCCACGUUUGUAACCAAAUGCGGUGUCAGAUUCGAUGUCCGAGCUGAUAAAGUUACAUGUUUACUCUAAAGUCAAGGGGUCUGGUCGAGUUCUCAAUUUAAUGGCCUUAUCCUGAAUAGUGUACUCCAAAUCUGCAGCCACAGGUUAAUAUGCUGGCUGUGAAAAGUCUUUAAAAUAAUAUUAUUUGCCACCUAAUUGGAAUCUAUUGAACUACAGUUGAGAAAUGUUAAGGGUUUUGAGGUUUUCAAACUCAACUUUUAUGUUCUUUUAGACUGAUAAAACAUGAUUUAUUUUCUGUAAGAUUUCUGUAUCACUCAUUAAAGUGGCAAAGUGGUGGCUAUGGAAAAUAGAGAUCAUUACGUAUUCUCUGUGUUGUCAUCAUUUUAACUUUGAUUUGUCUUUGUGAAAACAUUUUUGUCAUAUGCAGCUCUGGAUAUAAAUUAAGCAUACAUACUGUAUGUUACACGAAAGUACAAAUGCAUUUUACUUCAUGUGGAAGCAGUCAAACAGUUUCCAGUUAGAGCUUUAUAUAAAUUCUGCCACAGUGUUGCUUUGUACAGUCAGUUCUGACUUAUGUCUUUGUUCUUGUUCAUUUGGAAAAACUUAUAACUGGAUUUCAUCCUUAUUUGGAUAUUUCUUUCCCAUGAGGAUCUAAAAUAUACCCCUUCAUUUUUUUUUUCAUUACUUGAUCAUAAUGGAUGCAGAAAAAUGGGGGAAUCGAUCAAAGCCAUUGUCUUUAAUUUUCUUUUCUGGUUCCCUUUAACAGCUCCUUAGAACCAUUUCUGUUAUUGCACAUGUUUUUCUCUCUUGCAUUGUGUAAACUGAGAAUCGCUUCAAGGUGUCGUGCAAUAACUUUGAAUUUUAAUGUAUUACUACUCUACUGAAUUUGUCUGACAGUUCUUGUUUGCUUGGUUGGGGACGGGAGGAAAUGAUACACCACAACUGUAAAUAAAAAAAUUGUUUUAAAACUGGAAUAUAACAUUAAGUUGAAACCACUUAUUUUGCAUAUAUUUAGUCCAAUUACAUCUGAUGUUGAGUGAAAUUAAAAUUGUAUUUGAUUGCGGGGAAAGCAGUCAAUAGAACAUCCGAUUUCUGUAAUUCAUAUGAAACAGUAAUAUACACUGGUGUUAUUUUUGUAUAAACAUAAUAUCAUCUAUGUGGCAUGCAUUACUUAUAAACAAAUUGGUGGUUCAAAGCAAUAUGUACAACCUGGUGCGAUUUAUAUUUUUAGUGUCCUGUGUAGCUUAAACCACGCUGUACUUGGGGAAAAAAACUGCAUUGGAAAAAAAAUCGUAAUUGUUCAAUAUACGUAUGUGUUCAAUGUUCUGCAUGAUUACAUAUGGAAUGAGGCGUCCCCAGAUGUUUGCUUGUUUCCAGAAUGAAUGUGACACAAACACGCUCACACAUCAAUAGACUCUACAAAGGAAACACACACUGACUCGACACUGUUUUCGAGAAGAAUGUUCUGUACUGCGGAGAUGAAAGAGUCUCGUUUCUUGUCUAGACGUCAUGAGAGAGCACUACUCCAUUAAAUUUCCUAAUUACUGGGGUGUGGGAAUAACUGCCAGAGUAUGUGCUUGAACGAUCUAGUCUUUUUACCAGUUACGCUUCGCUUUGGCUUCGUUUCGUUACUUUUAUAGCCAUAAGCCAUGGCUGUCGAUUGAACUGCUUAAUUGCAGAGUGGUACGAGCUUUGAUGUUCCAUCACCUUAUUGUGUGGGUUACCAACUCCGUCCAGAAAGCUCCCUCUCAUCCAUGCAUGAUCCAUCAAAGAUGAAAGACGUUUUCAAGGUAGGCAACAGUCGUACUUGAGUCCCCAUCUCACUUUCCUGAUAUGCACUGAUUCCCUUUACUCUCUUUAUUCCUACCCUUUGCAUCUAUUUGAGGGCUUUGAGAGAGAGAGAGCAUUGUUUAAUAAUCUUAUACAAGGUAGGUUUAGUUAUUUACAUUAGUCAAUGAAUGUGUAGUCUUAACAAAUCCAGGGACGCAGCUGACUUAUUUAUUAAUGCAUGGGAAAUACACUUAAGAUUAGGAUCUUUAUUGGCAUCUAUGGUUCCAUGAAGAACUGUUAACAUCCGUGGAAUCUUUCCAUUCUGCAAAAGGUUCUUUAGAUUAAAAUGUUCUUUAUACUAAGAGGCCGUUCACACAGAAUGCAGUUUUUUCCCCCCCAUUCCACUACACUAAAUUCCAUCGUUUUUGUAUGUAAACGUUAAGAUGGCAUUAUAAAAAUGUAGUGCUUCAAGUUAGUCAAGUAAGAGGCCUUGCAUUUUUCUCCAUUCCACUGCUUAUGUCUCGUGUUUUUCAAAGCUAAAACGCAUUCUGUGUGAAUGGCCCCUAAGACAAAAAAUGGUUCUUCUAAGAACUGUUCACUGAAAGGUUCUUCAGGAACCCCAUAUUGGUUCUUCUAUGGAAUCAAUGUGAAAACGCCCUUUUGCAACCUUUAUUUUUAAGAGUGUUGAUUAUAGCAUAUUUCCAUUUAUUCCUGUUUUUUCUUCUCUGUUUUGUUUCUUGUCAUUAAUGACUUAAGCUAUUAAAAUUAG
This is a messenger RNA of Sinocyclocheilus anshuiensis, 9080 nucleotides long. Its product is annotated as plasma membrane calcium-transporting ATPase 1-like. Gene Ontology annotation, biological process: regulation of cytosolic calcium ion concentration; calcium ion transmembrane transport. Lineage: Eukaryota; Metazoa; Chordata; Actinopteri; Cypriniformes; Cyprinidae. The record is from RefSeq and is a predicted model, not a curated record. Gene Ontology annotation, molecular function: PDZ domain binding; ATP hydrolysis activity; P-type calcium transporter activity. Gene Ontology annotation, cellular component: intracellular membrane-bounded organelle; plasma membrane. The coding region runs from base 964 to 4536 and encodes 1190 amino acids. The transcript has 21 exons.